This is a messenger RNA of Cervus elaphus (red deer), 595 nucleotides long. Its product is annotated as multifunctional methyltransferase subunit TRM112-like protein. NCBI's taxonomy places the organism in Eukaryota, Metazoa, Chordata, Mammalia, Artiodactyla, Cervidae. The coding region runs from base 1 to 414 and encodes 137 amino acids. Gene Ontology annotation, molecular function: protein heterodimerization activity. Gene Ontology annotation, biological process: tRNA methylation; rRNA (guanine-N7)-methylation; peptidyl-glutamine methylation. The transcript is spliced from 2 exons. The record is from RefSeq and is a predicted model, not a curated record.
AUGGUGCUAGAAAACAGUUUGCCAGCUGACACUACUCUUAAAGAGUCCCUUGACAACCUGCUGAGCUCGCACGUGCGGGGGGUGGGGCCCCGUGGCUUCCCCCUGCGUCUCCAGGCCACGGAGGUCCGCAUCAACCCUGUGGAGUUCAACCCCGACUUCAUAGCGCGUAUGAUACCCAAAGUGGAGUGGGCGGCGCUUCUGGAGGCUGCGGACACACUGCAUCUCAUCGAGGUGCCUAAAGAGCCGAUUCAGGGAUAUGAGCAUAACGAGGAAUUUCUGAGAAAGAUGCACCACGUGCUGCUGGAGGUGGAGGUCUUGGAGGGCACCCUGCAAUGCCCAGAGUCGGGACGUCUGUUCCCCAUUAGCCGUGGGAUCCCCAAUAUGCUGCUGAGUGAUGAGGAAACUGAGACAUAAACUGUGCCAGGCGCCGGUUUUUCACUCUGGUUGUGUGAAUCUUUGUUUACACGUUAUCUUGUUUGUUAGUCCUAUCCUGUGUAUCCCUAACCCUUGACCCAGUGACACACCACACACAGUGUUUUUGAGCUCGAUAUUAUAUAUUUUUUUUUCUCAUUAAAGGUUCAAAACCAAAAAAAAA